AUGGCACGAAAGAGGGAUAAGAUCAAAAAGGGUUUCUCACCACCACCCGCCGAACCGGCUCCCGCAACGGGCCAAGAUGAUGGAUUAGAGGAUGAUCUAUUCGCUCAACUUGACGCGCGGGAUGCGGAAACUCGGAAAGAGGCAGCGGAAGUACUCCAAAGUGUCGAGAGUGCCAAAGCGACUGAUGCAGCAGAGAAAUCCAAGAAGGAUAGCAAGAGUCGAUUCCAGGCAAGAGUGACUAGGAAAGCUGAGCAGCGAGCGGCCGAACUUCCCGCUGUGGAUGAGGCUUCCAAAGCGCAGAUGGAGCGCGAGAUAAAGGAGGAGAGGAAGCAAUAA
Messenger RNA from Rhizoctonia solani, 336 nucleotides. RefSeq names its product OTU-like cysteine protease. NCBI's taxonomy places the organism in Eukaryota, Fungi, Basidiomycota, Agaricomycetes, Cantharellales, Ceratobasidiaceae. Bases 1 to 336 code for a protein of 111 amino acids. The transcript has 2 exons. The record is from RefSeq and is a predicted model, not a curated record.